This is a messenger RNA of Hirundo rustica (Barn swallow), 3666 nucleotides long. It is a transcript of the gene APBA2, whose product is annotated as amyloid beta precursor protein binding family A member 2. Lineage: Eukaryota; Metazoa; Chordata; Aves; Passeriformes; Hirundinidae. The record is from RefSeq and is a predicted model, not a curated record. Gene Ontology annotation, biological process: chemical synaptic transmission. The transcript is spliced from 14 exons. The coding region runs from base 213 to 2480 and encodes 755 amino acids. Gene Ontology annotation, molecular function: protein binding; amyloid-beta binding. Gene Ontology annotation, cellular component: plasma membrane; dendritic spine; cytoplasm.
GCAGGCAGGUUCCCGGGCGGGCCCGCCGCGGUGUGCGGCGCUCAGCAGCCACACAAAAGAGCGGCUGCGGCUGUGGCUGCCCCGCUGCCAGGGACCGGCCCCGCCGCUGCACCGCGUACUUACUGUCUUCAUUCACAUGCUGCAGCAGAGGAAGGUGAUUUGCACUUCAAGAGGAUAAUUGCCGGAAAUGAUUGUCAUGUAAGGAGCUGGCUAUGGCAAAUAGGAAACAUCAAAGCACCGCAGCCAGCAUGCUGGAUCACAGAGCCAGAGCUUGCCCGACUUCAUCUCACAACAGGGAGCCUGAAAAUGAAGAAAGUGACCUUCCCAUUGAAGAUUAUGCAGCAAAGGAGGCAGAACUAGCAGCUGUCAGACCAGGCAGUCCUACCCCUGUGGAACAUGAGUGCAAUGACCAUAGUGGAGAUGGAGACUCCAGCUCUGACUAUGUAAACAACACUUCCGAGGAGGAGGACUAUGACGAAGGCUUGCCAGAAGAAGAGGAAGGGAUCACAUACUACAUCAGAUACUGUCCAGAGGAUGACAGUUACCUGGAAGGAAUGGACUGCAAUGGGGAGGAGUACGUUCCCCAUGAGGAACACCAUGUUGAAACAGAUGAAUGUCAGGAAGCUGUAGAAGAGUGGGCUGAAGGUAAAAUUCAGCACCAAGAUGAAAGUGAGGUGAUGGACAGGCAGGAGUGGCAGGAAGGUCAAGAUAAUGGCAUUCAGAUUUUGGAGGAUGAAGCAUCAUCUUUGGAGAUCCAGGACCAAGAAGAAAACAUACAGUACUGUCAAAGUGAAGGUGACUAUCCGGACUAUUACCCAGCAGAGGCUAAUGGAAAUUCACAGGGAAUAUCACCAUACCAUUCUAGGAAAGAGGAUGCAGAGCUGGAAGAGCAGGAAGAGGACAUUGACCAGAUUGUAGCAGAAAUCAAAAUGAGUAUGAGCAUGAGCAGUAUUAACAGUACAACAGAAAUGAGUCCAGAGCACACUGGGACUGAAAUCAUAGCACAUGACUACAAAGAGACUUGCUCAAAGGGAGAAGCUGUUCACAGUGCUAACAGGCACGAGGGGAGGCCAAAAUCACUGAAUAUCCCAUCUGCCUCUAAGCACAGUGGAGAUGUGCAUCGAGGUUUUAAAGCAAAAUCAAGAUCCCCAGAGGACAGACAGAAGUGGCCACAGGAGCAGAUGUGCAAUGGUUUAGAGCAGCCCAGGAAGCAGCAGCGUUCAGACCUCAAUGGCCCAGUUGACAAUAACAACCCCCCCGAGACAAAGAAAGUGUCUUCCUUUCCAAGUUUUGUUGAUGUUCCAGGACCUUGUGAACCUGAGGACCUCAUUGAUGGAAUCAUCUUUGCAGCCAAUUACCUGGGCUCCACCCAGCUGCUGUCUGAGCGCAACCCUUCCAAAAACAUCCGAAUGAUGCAGGCCCAGGAGGCAGUGAGUCGUGUCAAGAGGAUGCAAAAGGCGGCUAAAAUCAAGAAAAAAGCGACCUCAGAGGGAGAUUCCCAGGCCUUGACUGAAGUGGAUCUGUUCAUCUCCACACAGAGAAUCAAAGUUCUAAAUGCUGAUACACAGGAAACGAUGAUGGACCACGCGCUGCGCACCAUCUCCUACAUCGCCGACAUCGGGAACAUCGUGGUGCUGAUGGCGCGGCGCCGCAUGCCCAGAUCCGCCUCCCAGGACUGCAUCGAAACCACUCCUGGUGCCCAGGAGGGCAAGAAGCAGUACAAAAUGAUCUGCCACGUCUUUGAAUCAGAGGAUGCACAGCUCAUAGCUCAGUCUAUUGGUCAGGCUUUCAGUGUGGCUUACCAAGAGUUUUUGAGAGCCAAUGGAAUUAACCCAGAGGACCUCAGUCAGAAGGAAUACAGUGACAUCAUCAAUACCCAAGAGAUGUACAAUGAUGACCUCAUACACUUCUCCAAUUCAGAAAACUGCAAAGAGCUCCAGCUAGAAAAACAGAAGGGAGAAAUUCUUGGGGUAGUGAUUGUGGAAUCUGGAUGGGGAUCCAUUCUACCCACCGUUAUCCUGGCCAACAUGAUGAAUGGAGGCCCUGCAGCACGUUCAGGAAAACUGAGCAUUGGAGACCAAAUUAUGUCCAUUAAUGGGACCAGUUUAGUUGGUCUACCUCUUGCAACAUGCCAAGGCAUCAUAAAGGGACUCAAGAAUCAGACACAAGUCAAACUGAACAUUGUCAGCUGUCCUCCUGUUACUACUGUCCUCAUAAAACGGCCAGACUUAAAAUACCAGCUGGGCUUCAGUGUACAGAAUGGAAUUAUUUGCAGCUUGAUGCGAGGUGGAAUAGCAGAGAGGGGAGGGGUGAGAGUGGGACAUCGAAUUAUCGAGAUCAACGGGCAGAGUGUCGUGGCUACUGCCCAUGAGAAGAUAGUACAAGCAUUGUCCAAUUCAGUGGGAGAGAUUCACAUGAAGACAAUGCCAGCUGCCAUGUUCAGGCUUCUAACAGGUCAAGAGACGCCCCUGUACAUCUAACAUCUUCCAUCCAAGCUGAAGCUGUCAUAGCUGAAGAGAAUUUUGUAUUUUGUAUGGAUGAAAGGCUUGGAAGCUGACCUGAGGACUCCAGAACAAGCAACAGACAGGUGUCUCUGCCUUUUCUCUCCUUCCUUUCUAUUUCUUUGACAAAAAGUGUUGAGAAGGAUGGUCAAAGACAAUAAUCACUGACAAAAAUCUUUGUAAACAUUUAAGUAUUUUGAACAUCUUCUAAACUCUUUUCUCAUAGAACUUAAAACAUAUUUAUUUGUAACCUUUAUGUGGAGUGAUGUAUGUCUGUCUUGUUUGAUAACACAGUGAAUGUGAAUAUUUGACGAAUGAGACUGCAGGAAAUGGCAAAGAGAAGCAAAUAGAGAAAGUUCUGGCUGCCUCAAGUUUAAAAAAAAAUCCCAGUCCCAUAAAGUGGUCCAAUACUAAUGACUUUGCAUAAUUUUAAAACUGGUGCUGAAUUGAUGGUAUUUCAGUGGAAAGAAAUGUGUGCAGUUCAAACUUUUAGACUCUACUGUAAAGAAAACCACUGUAGUACUUGGUAUUGUUAUGACAAGUGUAACCUGUUUGGCAAGGUGUGAACAUAAACAUGUAACAAGUGUUUCAUAUGCUAAAUAAAGAAUAAUUGCCACAAGAUUAAAAUCAAAAUAUUUAUUUAGAUACAUAUUUAUUUUUAAUGCUUGUGAUUUUUAUGAUUUAACAGAGUUAUUUCAUGGAUAACUUAUUGCACAGGUUGUGUAAUGUAUGUGUCGGGCUGGGUUUUUUUUUUUUUCUCGAAUUUUUGCAUCUUACCUUUUUGUUCAUAUUAGCUCAAAAUGGGAAAGCCAUGCUUACCUGUUUCUGUCUUUUAUAAAGCAUUCUUAUUCCUAAGGCAAUGUGUUCUGAAUGUAAAUUGUUUUGACAAAUAACCUAGCACCAUCAGCAGUAUUAGAAUGUGUGUAGAUAAAAAACCUAGUAGUAAAGUUGUAUUCCUUAUGAGAUAAAUGUUAAUUGGUGUAACUUUGUCUAUUUUUUUUCUUUUGGCCAAGGCCUUGAAGAAAAUACACUGUGACUUAAGAAGCCUUACCAUGCAGUAACUAAAGAGCUUUAGAUGACUGUACUUCAAGGAGUAGUGUGUUGCAUGCAACUGACCUUAGGAAAGAAUUAACCUAUCACAAAUAAAUCUGAAAUAAGAAAGGAA